Molecule: messenger RNA, 1839 nt
Organism: Pterocles gutturalis (yellow-throated sandgrouse)
Lineage: Eukaryota; Metazoa; Chordata; Aves; Pterocliformes; Pteroclidae
Gene: CREB3L2
Product: cAMP responsive element binding protein 3-like 2
Exons: 11
Biological process (GO): regulation of transcription by RNA polymerase II
Molecular function (GO): DNA-binding transcription factor activity, RNA polymerase II-specific; cAMP response element binding
Source: RefSeq, a predicted model, not a curated record
CACUUCACAGAGUUCCUGGAUGAGUUUUCACCAGAUGUCCUAGGCCAGCUCUUGAAUGAUCCCUUCUUAUCUGAGAAGAAUGAAAUAAUGGAGGUGGAACUGUCUCCGGCGUCCCCAGCACCCCUCAUCCAGGCAGAACAUAGCUACUCCCUCUGUGGGGACUCUCGGCCCCAGUCUCCCUUGACCCACAUCUCGACCGAUGACAACUUCAAUGAAGGUGACCUGGAAAAUGAGGAAUGGUGUCUGGGUACAGAGCUGACUCCAGCAGCAAUAAAGACUGAGCCAGCGUUGUGUGAGACGUCAGGCCUUGCUCCUUCAGUCAGUCUCACUGUCACAGCCACGUCGCUGGAGGGGGAACAAUCUGAGCUACAGAUGGAUGCCCUGAUGAAACCACUGGGCCAGAAAGCUCUUCCAGAGAUUAAACUGGAGCCCCAUGAAGUGGAUCAGUUCCUGAACCUCUCUUCUAAGGAAGCAAUGGAUCCCCUGCACUUGCCUCCAACCCCUCCCAGCAGCCAUGGCAGUGACUCCGAAGGAGGGCAGAGCCCAGCUAGAUCACUCCCUCCUUCAAGCCCAAUCCAGCUACAAGCCACAGCUAAAGUGACAUCGCGCACAGCUUCAGCGCUCUCCAAUUCCCCUCUCCUGACUGCACCACAUAAAUUGCAGGGUACAGGCCCACUCAUCCUGACAGAGGAGGAGAAGAGGACGCUGAUAGCGGAGGGGUACCCAAUCCCUACCAAACUGCCCUUGACAAAAGCAGAGGAGAAAGUGCUGAAGAAAAUCCGGAGGAAAAUAAAGAACAAGAUCUCUGCCCAGGAAAGUAGAAGAAAAAAGAAAGAAUACAUGGACAGUCUGGAAAAAAAAGUUGAGACUUGUUCAAAUGAAAAUAGUGAGCUGCGUAAGAAGGUUGAAGUCUUGGAGAAUACUAACAGAACACUUCUGCAGCAGUUGCAGAGACUCCAAGCCAUGGUUGCUGGGAAAGUGUCCCGUUCGUGUAAGGCAGCUAGCACGCAGACAGGGACCUGUCUUAUGAUGGUGGUGCUGUGCUUUGCAGUAGUUUUUGGCAGCUUCUCUCAGAGCUAUGGGCCAUAUCCUUCUGCUACAAAGAUGGUGUUGCCCAGGCAGCAUUCCUCGCCAGAGUCCUACACAGACUCCAUUGUGAGGUCAAGGAGUCUGCUAAUUUAUGAAGAGCCUCACCAACUGGAGGAGUCGUCAAGCCCGAUCUCCUUUGCAGAUCGCAAUGACAGGCAAGCAGACACCUCCAAGUACACAGCGCUGUCCCUGGAAGCCAUGCCAGGAACACAGCAGGAUGAUAUCAUGCAGUUCAUGAUAGCCAACGAGACACGGCUAGAGAAAUCGGUGCUGCUGGGCCUGCAGCAGCACAGAGUCAACUCCGAACUAGAAGGAAAUGAAACACUGAAGAUAAUUGAAAUAGAUAGAAGAGUCAAUGCCACCUCUUAAAAAUAAAAAGGCCUUUUUUCUUGACUUCCCUUUUUCCCACAUAUUUUCAACCAAAGUCCCCCUGACUUGUCAUCCUCAGUGAACCAAAGCACAAAAGAGAGGGAGUUCAACUUCUGCAUUGACUGGUGAGGCUGUGACUGCAGAUGGGAUCUCUCAUCUUUGUAACUCCCUUCCUCACUUCACACAAAGUCCCUGUCUUUGCUUUUAUUCCUCUCCUGUCUGAUACUGCAAGAGGAGGAUUGAAUUAUGAUGGCAGAUGAUGCCAGCAGUGUGCCGGUGGCUGGUGGGUAUGUGUGCGUGCAUGCACACAUCCUAAUCUGAGCACAAAGACAUUCUGUAGAAGAGUGGAAUAUGUAGAAUUGAUGGGAGUAUGUGGGUGAU